CACAAAGACGGAACUUUAAAGAAAUCGCUGUUUGUUUCUAGCCGGACAGUUUUCAGUGUGUCGUGAUGGCGGCUCUGAGGACGGCAUUAUGUGGACGUUUCCUGCAGUCUCUCCCCAGGUGUUUGGGGUCUCUGCGCUUUGCCAGCUCCUCUUUCAAGGCUGCAGAUUUAACCAUCGAGAAGAGGAAGACCCCGAACCCCAAGCCCGACCUGUCCAACCUGGGCUUUGGAAAGUUUUUCUCUGAUCACAUGUUGACUGUGAACUGGACAGAGAAAGGAGGAUGGGAAACUCCUCAAAUUAAACCUUUCCAAAACCUGUCGCUCCACCCGGCGUCCUCCGUUCUGCAUUACUCCAUUGAGCUGUUUGAGGGUAUGAAGGCGUUCCGGGGAGUGGACAAUCAGAUCCGUCUGUUUCGGCCCAUGCUGAAUAUGGAGCGUAUGUACCGCAGUGCAGACCGCUGCACCCUGCCGUUAUUUGAUAAGCACGAGCUGUUGGACUGUAUAAAGAAGCUGAUUGAUUUGGACCAGGAGUGGGUUCCUUACUCCACCGACGCCAGUCUUUACAUCAGACCCACCUUCAUCGGCACCGAGCCUACAUUGGGCGUGUCCCGAGCGGGCCACGCCCUCCUGUUUGUCAUCGUGGGGCCGGUGGGGCCGUACUUCUCCACAGGAGCCUUCAAUCCCGUGUCCCUGCUGGCGGAUCCUCGCUUCGUGCGAGCCUGCAGAGGCGGAGUAGGAGCCUACAAGAUGGGCAGUAACUAUGGGCCUACUAUAGCCAUCCAGAGUGAGGCAGUGAAACAGGGCUGUCAGCAGGUUCUGUGGCUGUACGGUGAGAAAGAGGAGAUCACUGAGGUCGGUACCAUGAACCUCUUCAUCUACUGGACCAAUGAGAAAGGAGAACGAGAGCUGGUCACUCCUCCACUAGAUGGUAUCAUUCUCCCCGGAGUCACCAGACAGUCUCUGCUGGACCUGGCCAGGGAGUGGGGUGAGUUUAAGGUGACCGAGCGGACUCUGGUGAUGAAGGAGCUGCUGGAGGCUCUGAGAGGAGGACGUGUGUUGGAGGUGUUUGGAGCAGGGACAGCGUGUGUGGUGUGUCCUGUCGGCAGUCUGCUCUAUAAAGGACAGCAAUACGAAAUCCCAACCAUGAAGAAUGGUCCUGAGCUCGCCACCAGGUUCUACAAAGAACUCACUGACAUCCAGUACGGACGCAUAAGGAGAGACUGGGCUCCGGUUAUCGUCCCCUGAUUUGACGCCGAUGUCCUCCAGUCACCUCCCGGCACUCGGAGUCGUCCACACGGUUCACUUCCCAUGUUACACGCUGUAGCUUCGUUUCGUCUUGCGUUAGGUGUAGGGACUAAAAAACAGUAUAAACUAUAAAGAAGUAAAAACCAUGACACCUUUAACAGAAUAGGAACGUGUUUUUAUUUUAAUAAUAAAUGUAUCGCCCAGUGAUAGUGUAGUGUGUGGUCUGUAGCAGCAGAGCAGCCGUGAGGUAAAACGUCUAAAGCACAAUUUAUGCAAAUAACGCUUAUAAAUAUAUCGUAAGGUGCAAUAAGGGUUAUAUCGUCUCUGUGGAACAGUUACUGAGUGUGUGUUUGUUUUUAAAAGGAGAGCCUUCGAUCCUUUAUGUAUUAAAUUACCGUAUUAAAAUAGGCGUAACAAGAUUAAGCAAAGGUUUAAAAUGUUUCAACACAGGUUUCGAUUUAUAUAUAUAUAUUUUUCGUACUGUUAUUUGUUCCCAUCUCUUCCUCCUCUUAAUGUAGUCAGGUUUUGGGGUGUCUGUGUAAACGGAGGGUAUCAGUAAUUAUAUCUGGAGUGUACUUUAGAAAUAUUUUAACCAGCAGAACAAAUAUUGAUGUUACAUAAGUGUAUAUCGGUGAAAUGAUGACCUAAAGGCGGAGUCAAAGGUUUUUAAUAUGAAAUGUGUGUGUGUGUGUGUGUGUGUGUGUGUGUGUGUGUGUGUGUGUGUGUGUGUGUGUGUGUGUGAGCUGGUGGGACACCAGACGAUAACUCCUGAUUCUAUUGUUAUAAACAUCAUGUAUUCAGAGAUUCUGUAGAUAACUGCUGCGGAUAUUUAGAUCAUUUUGGUGAAUUGUUGUGAAAAACUGUUCAGCUUUAAAGUUUAUUUUUGGAUGUUGAAUAACCGAAAAACACUCCAUGAAAACUCUGCACUAAGACAUCGUGAUAUUAGCUAUAAACAAUCUUAGUCAUCGCACUAGAUUACUGUACGUUACAACUUGAUUUUUUUUUCUUUUCCUUUUAUCCUGUCAAGAAACAAACUCCUGACUUUUAUCUUUUGGUUUUUUAUUUGUCUUUAUUUUCUUCCGAAGCCGUCUCAUCGUCUUUCUUUUUCCCAAGUGCCUGAUGACACUAGACCUGUUUUCUUCACUUUGCACGUGGUUCUGCAUUUGGACUGUCAGGACUCAGCUCGGACUUUGGCCACGGGCUUUUGUCUUGUCCUCCCCGCCCUUGUCUCGUCCUCCCCGCCCUUGUCUUGUCCUCCCCGCCCUUGUCUUGUCCUCCCCGCCCUUGUCUCGUCCUCCCCGCCCUUGUCUUGUCCUCCCCGCCCUUGUCUCGUCUUCCCCGCCCUUGUCUCGCCCCCCCCGCCCUUGUCUCGAACUCCCCGCCCGUGUCUCGUCCCCCCCCCCGCCUCUGCACACCUGUUCCUCUGCACACACACCUGUUCCUCUGCACACACACCUGUUCCUCUGCACACACACCUGUUCCUCUGCACACACACCUGUUCCUCUGCACACACACCUGUUCCUCAUGUCGAGCCGCAUUGCCUUGAGCAGCGCGGAAUCCUUUGUCGUCCUCUAAUGUCGUCUCUUGUUGCGUCCUGUUUUGUGUGUUUUGUUUUUAUUUUUAUUUAGUAAAUCCUGUUUUCUUUUGCGCUGUCCUGCAUUUGGGUCUGUUUUAUCCCCGCGUCCCUGACAUGGACUUUUAUUUUAACGUGUUGUAAGUGUGCUGUGAGCGAUUCGGGAUGGUCGGCUGUUACACAUCAUCUUGCUGUUAUUGUGUUUUUUUACAAUAAAAGUUUAUAAAAGCA
Molecule: messenger RNA, 3048 nt
Organism: Tachysurus fulvidraco (yellow catfish)
Lineage: Eukaryota; Metazoa; Chordata; Actinopteri; Siluriformes; Bagridae
Gene: bcat2
Product: branched chain amino-acid transaminase 2, mitochondrial
Exons: 11
Coding region: 66-1244 (392 amino acids)
Biological process (GO): L-leucine biosynthetic process; L-valine biosynthetic process
Cellular component (GO): mitochondrion
Molecular function (GO): branched-chain-amino-acid:2-oxoglutarate transaminase activity
Source: RefSeq, a predicted model, not a curated record